This is a messenger RNA of Cornus florida, 441 nucleotides long. RefSeq lists its product as uncharacterized. The record is from RefSeq and is a predicted model, not a curated record. Bases 1 to 441 code for a protein of 146 amino acids. Lineage: Eukaryota; Viridiplantae; Streptophyta; Magnoliopsida; Cornales; Cornaceae. The transcript is spliced from 3 exons.
AUGGUGGCGACAGAUGAGGCUAGGGCAGUGAAAUUUCAGGAUGGACUACAUCUUGACAUUAGGCCACGGAGUCGCCAUAGGUCCUACUUGGCUAGCCUAUUAGCCGACGAGGAUAGCAUCGAUCGCGGUUAUCCAGCAAUUGUUGUGGAGUUUCUGGAUGUCUUUUCAGAGGAGUUGACCGAGCUUCCUCCUCUUCGUGAAGUUGUCUUUGCCAUCGACGUUAUUCCCGGUACUGCACCGAUCUCUAUGGCACUGUACCAUUUUAUGGACUUAAUGAACCAUGUAUUUAGUAACCAUCUUGAUCAGUUCGUUGUGGUUUUUGUUGAUGACAUUCUCAUAUACUCAACUUUGGUAGAGGAGCAUGAGUAUCAUUUAAGGACAGUAUUACAGAUCCUUAGGGAUAAUCAGUUGUAUGACAAGUUCGAGAAAUCUGAAUUUUGA